GAUGGAUACUCACAGUUAUCAGCUUAUGAAAGGAAAAGACUAAAGAACAUUACAGAAAACGCUAAAUUCUUUGCUGCUUUAAAGCUGCAUGAGUCAGCUGCAAGACUUCAACAAAUUGCAGCUAAACCGCAAUCUCAUGUCACCAAAAGAGCUAAGCCUAAGAAGGCAGAAGAUGAAACAAUACGGCGAAGAUCUAUGCGCUUGCAAAGAGUAGCACCGUCUGGAAUUCCAAUGUUGGAGAUGCCUGCCCAGCCGGGAGCAGAGGAAUAUAUGAAAGCUAAUGAUACCGAAAAGCGUACGUGUGACAUGGAAAGGUACCUAGACAGCCUGAACAGCAUGGUCCUCAGUGAAGAUAACAUUAAAAAGGUUGUGAAAUACCGAGUGUGUUCUAUGGCUAUCCAUCCUUCUGAAAGCAUCAUCUUUGUGGCAGCUGGAGACAAGUCCGGGCAGAUCGGUCUCUGGAAUGUGGUGAGUUGUUUUGGUGAAAAUGGAGCACAUGUCUUUAUGCCACACAAUUAUCUGGUCAGCUGCAUGCAUUUUUCUCCGUUUAAUCCUGCUCACUUGCUGUCUCUAAGCAGUGAGAGUCUGCGAUGUGGUGAUGUUACCAGAGCUGUCUUUGAUGAGAUAUGCAGAAGUGAAGAAAGCUUAUCUUCCUUUGACUUUUUGGAAGAUAAUGCCUCCACUGCAAUAGUAGGACACUGGGAUGGCAACGUCGCUGUUGUGGACAGACGGACGCCAGGAACAUCUUCAGAGCUUGAUGCAGACAUUGGCUUCAAAAGAACAAGGACAGUCCAUGUUCACCCCGUGAAUAAGCAAUAUUUCGUUGCUGCUGGCUCAGUGGAUGUUUGUAUUUAUGAUGUUCGAUACCUGAAGUCUAGUGGGAACAAGCCUGUGAGCUCUCUUAAAGGACACACAAAAAGUGUUGCUUCUGCGUAUUUCUCGCCUGUAACGGGGAAGCGAGUAGUGACGGUGUGUGCUGAUGAUAAUCUGAGGGUCUAUGACACCACCUCUUUGUCUUCCACGGUCGCAGCCCUGAGUACUAUCAGACAUAACAGUAACACAGGACGCUGGUUAACUAGGUUCAGAGCAAUAUGGGACCCCAAACAGGAAGACUGCUUCGUGGUGGGCAGCAUGGCACGUCCAAGACAAAUAGAAGUCUUCCAAGAUACUGGAAAAUUGUUGCACUCUUUUUAUAACCUUGACUGCCUUGGUUCCGUGUGUUCCAUUAAUGUUGUUCAUCCCAGUAAGAACAUCCUAGUGGGCGGCAACUCCAGUGGCCGCCUUCAUGUGUUCAAAGAAUAA
Cariama cristata (Red-legged seriema) is the source of this 1302-nucleotide messenger RNA. It is a transcript of the gene WDR76, whose product is annotated as WD repeat domain 76. Gene Ontology annotation, molecular function: DNA binding; protein binding. The record is from RefSeq and is a predicted model, not a curated record. The transcript has 11 exons. The annotation marks the transcript as partial. Lineage: Eukaryota; Metazoa; Chordata; Aves; Cariamiformes; Cariamidae. Gene Ontology annotation, biological process: regulation of DNA damage checkpoint. Gene Ontology annotation, cellular component: nucleus.